UGUCCCCGCGCCAAGAGCCCCCAGCCCCCGCAGAGAAACCAGCAGCAGCAAAGCGAGCAGCCAGCCCCAGGGCCAAGGGAGAAGGAAACCGAGGCAAGCGGAGGCGGUGGCGGCGGCAGCAGCAGCUCAGGGCGCACGCGCUUCUCGUUUCGUGUCCCCGGGGGAAGGAUUGAAGGGAGGGAAGACGGGAGCCGAAGCUUCGAGAAGGCUCGUUCGGUCGAGUAGGGGAGGAAGGCUGGCGGCCGAGGGCCCGGGCGGCAUGGGGAGGGACGAGCUGCUGCGGCGGAGCCUCGUGGCGCUGGCGGCGGCCGUCGUGGUCACGGGGCUGGCCACGGCGUCGCUGCGGAAGGCGGCGGCCACGUACGGCUUCGGCAUCCUGGCCAUAGCCGGCGUGCUGCUCCCGGACUGGGAGUUCUUCGACCGCGACUUCUCCCAGUGGCUCACCCCCAUGCCCGCCUCCCGCCGCACGGCCGCCGCCGCCGCCGCCGAGCGCGAGCACGACGUCUGGAAAUUCAAGCCCUACCCUCUCAGGAUGGCCAUGCUGACGACGAUAUACAGUUUCGGGCUUUACAAGUGGUGGAUAUACGUAUCUAGCUAGUGGAUCCUUCUCUUCCCCCUGGAUCUCUCCCCAUGUAGUGAAGUUAUUUCUUUUUUGGAAGAAACACCAUGACAGCGCAGGGUCUUCUCAUAUCUCAGCCAUUCUUCAAUUGUGAUCAGAUCAGCCAGUUGUUAUAUUGCCUGGUUAUACGCUGCUGCCGAUACGAAAAUCUUCUAAUGGGGGAACUCCCGACACAAGUUGAUUGUAUGUAACUAGCGGGUUUUGUAAUGUGGAAACGUCAUGAUUCUUAUUUCUUAGCUGAAAACAUGAAGCUAGGUUUUAUUCCUUCUCCUUUUCGUCACUCUUGCAGCCUUCCUUCAUGAUCAUGAUGCCUCUCCAUCAGAAAACCUUGAAUUUUUUGAAGGACUAUGAACAUAUAUAGUACUGCCUU
Molecule: messenger RNA, 989 nt
Organism: Panicum hallii
Lineage: Eukaryota; Viridiplantae; Streptophyta; Magnoliopsida; Poales; Poaceae
Product: signal peptidase complex-like protein DTM1
Exons: 2
Coding region: 260-598 (112 amino acids)
Biological process (GO): anther wall tapetum development
Cellular component (GO): signal peptidase complex; endoplasmic reticulum membrane
Source: RefSeq, a predicted model, not a curated record